AUGCUGGCGACCCUAUCCCUCUCUUCAUCAAUCUCCCCUCCAUUGACCGACCCCGACCAGGACCUGGUCACCAAGCAACUGAGGUUCCAUGGCUUUUGGACGAUCAGAUCAUGGAGAUCAAGGCAGCACCGCCAACUCAUUCUCAUCUGUGACGGGAUACGACGAGAGCCAGCAGUGGUCAACCUCCACCGGACCAAUUCUCUGAUCAGCCUGGCCAGUGGAAUUACCAAGAUGGUCAUCAGCUGCCGCACCCAGUUCCUUGGGCCUGAGUACCACAGCCGUUUUAUGCCGCAAAGUGAAGGUGGUCACUACGACCGCCCUGCUCCUCACCUUUUCCAAGAGGCUGUGAUCACUCCGUUCUCCAAGGCUCAAAUCGAGAACUAUGUUGAGCAGUAUGUCCCCUUGGAGCCAAGGACGUGGGACACAAAGGACUACAUGGACAGGCUCACCACGAUUCCCAACCUACUUGAUCUGGUCAGGAACCCCUUCCUCCUCUCACUUGCAUUGGAGGCACUGCCAGGUGUGACCGAGGGCAAGCAGGAUCUGUCGACGAUCAAGAUCACGCGAGCUCACCUCUAUGACACCUUCGUCAGCCAUUGGCUCGAUGUUAACAAACGACGGUUUGAGAGGAACAAUGCCUUGUCGAUGAAUGAUCGCGACAUGCUAAACCAACUGGUCAGUGCGGGUUUUAAUUCUCUGGGUCUCGACUACGCUACCAACUGGCACGAGCUAUCUUUGACCGGCAGGACGGAAAGCCAGUGGUCAAGUAUGUCCAUUUGA
Messenger RNA from Linnemannia hyalina, 780 nucleotides. The record is from the annotation of a GenBank genome assembly. Lineage: Eukaryota; Fungi; Mortierellomycota; Mortierellomycetes; Mortierellales; Mortierellaceae.